UGUCGGAACAAUUGUACUUGAAUCCAAAAACCUUUACAGUCAUUUGUUGCAUGAUUAAUUAAUCAGUAGCUGUUUAUAAUCCCGAGACCUCACGAACUCACAUUAAACUAAUCACCAAAUUAAUCAUUAGUCAUUAAUUUCCAUGCUUAAUACACAUGGACAAGUGGAGGGGGGCCCCCGCCCCCCCAUUCUUGAUCAAUAAUUGUGAUCAUAACAAACUUAUUACACAAUCACUUAUCUCCUUCAUAUAACUCUCCCCUGUUUCAUGAUCACACAAUCUUGUUUCUGCAGUGAUGCAAGAACACUGAUUAUUAUUAAUUUAUUUAAUUUUUUUUGAAUAAAUUAAAUAAAUAUGGAGAAGAAAACUCAUCAUCACCUUUUCUUGUUCUUGUACUGUUCCAUUGGUUUGUGUUCAUUUUUUGCCAAUGGAGUUAUAGCUAUAGAUGUUUCGAAUCCCGAGUUAUCGGCACUUUUGGCGUUGAAAUCGGGCUUCAUCGAUCCGAUGGAUCAUUUGAAAGAGUGGAAGCUUCCGAACGAUUCGCCACACUGCAAUUGGACCGGCGUUGUAUGCAGCUCGAACGGGCUCGUAUCGAAGCUGGAUUUAUCGAACAUGAACCUCAGCGGCCUCGUCUCGGACCGCGUUCGCGAUCUGACGUCUCUCACGGAGCUCGAUCUCAGCUGCAACGAUUUCUCGUCGUAUUUGCCGAAAUCGUUAGCCGGCCUCGUUUCAUUGACCGCUGUUGAUGUGAGCCAGAACAACUUUGUCGGGGGGUUUCCGUUCGGUCUAGGUGGCAUUCCAGGCCUGAAAAGCAUCAAUGCGUCGAGCAACAACUUCGAGGGACUCCUCCCGGAAGAUCUCGGCCGUUCGUCUUCGCUCGAGAUUCUCGAUUUCAGGGGAAGCUUCUUCGAAGGCUCGAUCCCAUCGUCUUUCAGGAAUAUGCAGAGGCUGAAGUUUCUAGGCCUAUCGGGUAACAAUCUCACCGGAAAAAUCCCGGCGGAAAUCGGACAGAUGUCGUCCUUAGAGACUAUCAUCAUGGGGUACAAUCAGUUCGAAGGUCCAAUUCCGUCGGAAUUCGGCAAUCUCAGUAAUCUUCAGUAUCUCGAUUUGGCUGUCGGCGCGUUGGGUGGCUCGAUUCCGAAGGAGCUAGGCAUGUUGAAGAAGCUGACGACGGUUUACUUGUACCAGAACAGUUUCGAAGGCAGAAUUCCGUCGGAAAUCGGAAAUAUGAAGUCCUUAGUGUUUCUCGAUCUUUCGGACAACAAAUUAUCAGGGCCGAUACCGAACGAGGUGGCGGAGCUCGAGAAUCUGCAGCUGCUGAACCUUAUGUGUAAUGAGCUGAAUGGCUCGAUUCCUGUCGGCAUCGGCGAGCUUAAAAAGCUCGAAGUUCUCGAGUUGUGGAAGAAUUCUUUGAGUGGCUCGUUGCCGUUAAACCUCGGACGAAACUCUCCGUUGCAAUGGCUGGACGUUUCCUCGAAUUUGUUGUCGGGCGAGAUUCCACCUGGCUUGUGUGACUCAGGUAAUCUCACUAAACUCAUCCUCUUCAAUAACUCGUUCUCUGGUUCGAUUCCGACGGGCCUAUCGAACUGUUCUUCGUUGGUUCGUGUUCGGAUCCAAAGAAAUCAUUUUUCGGGCCCGAUUCCAUUAGGCUUAGGUACUCUGCCAAAGCUCCAAAGACUAGAAUUAUCUAACAAUAAUCUAAGUGGUGAAAUACCUCAAGAUUUUACCCUUUCGACUUCGCUUUCCUUUAUCGAUGUAUCGUACAAUCGCCUCGAUUCUUCUUUGCCCUCGAGUAUUCUAUCCAUUCAAACCCUCCAAACCUUCAGCGCCUCGUCCAACAAUCUGCAGGGGAAAAUCCCGGACCAAUUCCAAGACUGCCCUUCCCUCUCCGUGCUCGAUCUCUCUUACAACUUUUUAUCGGGACUGAUUCCUCAGAGCAUUGCCUCUUGCGAGAAGCUCGUGACGUUGAAUCUCAGGAGCAACCAUUUAACGGGGGAGAUUCCGCGGGCCAUCGCCACAAUCCCAACACUCUCGGUUCUCGAUCUGUCGAACAACUCCCUCGUCGGGAAGAUUCCGGAUAGUUUCGGAAGCUCGCCGGCUCUCGAAAUGCUCAACGUCUCUUACAACAGGCUCGCGGGCCCCAUUCCGAACACCGGCAUUUUAACCACGAUCAAUCCGAGCGAUCUCGUAGGGAAUGCCGGUCUAUGUGGCGCUAUACUCCCACCUUGCUCGCAGAGUGUCGUCGGUGCAGCGAACAAGCCUAGGAAAGUCGUACGCGUAAACCACGUACUCGUGGGGUUUCUCGUCGGAAUAUCGGUGAUUUUAUCCGUCGGGGUUUUAGUUUUCGGAGGGAGACAGGUGUACAAGAAGUGGUACUUGUGUAGCUACUCGUUCUCCGAUUGGUUCAAGAAAACAAACUCGGAAUGGCCGUGGCGGUUAGUGGCGUUCCAACGGCUUCAUUUCACGAGUUCCGACAUAUUAGGUUGUCUUAAAGAGUCGAACGUGAUAGGUGUCGGUGGGACCGGGAUAGUGUACAAGGCCGAGAUCCAACGGCCGCACUCUAUAGUAGCCGUUAAGAAGCUGUGGAGGUCGUCGUCGUCGGACGAGACAGAUGUCGAGACGGGAGAGGCCGAUCUCUUCGCUGAGGUGGAUCUUUUGGGGAAACUUAGGCAUCGGAAUAUAGUGCGAAUGUUGGGGUAUUUGCACAACGAGAAAGACGUGAUGAUGGUUUACGAGUACAUGCCGAACGGGAACCUCGGCGAGGCGUUGCAUGGGAAGUUAAAGUCGGAGAAAGUGAUGUUUUUGGAUUGGGUUUCGAGGUAUAAUAUCGCGCUCGGUGUGGCGCAUGGGCUUGCUUACCUGCACCACGAUUGCCGUCCGCCGGUUAUCCACCGCGAUGUCAAGGCGAACAACAUUCUGCUCGAUUCCGAUUUCGAGGCGAGAAUUGCCGAUUUUGGAUUGGCUAGAACAAUGGCUCACAAGAAUGAGACUGUUUCUAUGGUGGCUGGUUCCUAUGGCUACAUUGCACCAGAAUACGGAUACACAUUGAAGGUCGACGAGAAGAGCGAUAUAUACAGCUACGGAGUAGUGCUUCUCGAGCUGCUAACCGGGAAAACCCCACUAGACCCUUCGUUCGGUGACUCAUCGAUCGACAUAGUCGAAUGGGUCCGAAGAAAAGUCAACAGCAAAUCCGCAGAACCCGAAUCGGCACUUGAUUCCGACAUUGCAGGCGAUUGCAAGCACGUGCAAGAAGAGAUGAUUCUCGUCCUGAAAAUAGCACUCGUCUGCACCGCGAAGCUGCCGAAGGACAGGCCUUCAAUGCGGGAUGUUAUAACGAUGCUCGGUGAAGCGAAGCCGAGGCGAAAGAGCAUUUGUCGAAAUUGGGGGUAUAAUGGUAAUAAAGAGAAAUUGAUAUUUGCACAUUCACCUGUUAUUGGACUUCUGUAGUUUUACAGAAGUUUGUAUAAGUGUUCAUUUUUUUAGUACUUUAGUUGCUUUUUGGUUUUAAUUAAGUAACUAAUUGGGUAUUAAUUAGUAAAUGUAAAGGUUUAUAAUUGUUAUUAUUUAUUUUGCAUGCUUGAUUUCUAUGAUAUUGAACCCUUGUGUACCAUCAUAGGAAGACAAGUAACAAUAAUGUAAUUGUAGAGAAGAAUAAUGCAAUCGAUAGUAGGUUAAGAUUUACGGCAAUUUCUAUACGCACGCGUUUCCAC
Erythranthe guttata (spotted monkey flower) is the source of this 3708-nucleotide messenger RNA. RefSeq names its product Leucine-rich receptor-like protein kinase family protein. NCBI's taxonomy places the organism in Eukaryota, Viridiplantae, Streptophyta, Magnoliopsida, Lamiales, Phrymaceae. The record is from RefSeq and is a predicted model, not a curated record. Gene Ontology annotation, molecular function: protein binding; protein kinase activity; ATP binding. Gene Ontology annotation, biological process: protein phosphorylation.